CCGGUUUACGUUGCCUUGUGGGAUACGGUAUCGACUGACAACAAUGUAAACUAUUUGACACCGAGUUAUCAUAGUGAUACAGUAUUCUCGGUUAUUGUUUUAUGUUGGGUUUAAUAGUUAGAAUUUUAUUUUGAUCUUGCAAACUCUGGAUUCAAUCAAAGGAGGACGUGGAAGGGCUAAAAUGCCUCAGAGUGAGAGUGAAAUGGAAGAAUUGGACGAGGCUCAACUUGAAGAACUGUACACAUGGAUUGAUGAGAUACAAUUGUCACGACCAAAACGAAACAUGAACAGAGAUUUCUCUGAUGGAGUGCUAGUUGCUGAAGUUGUGAAACAUUUCCUACCACAUAUUGUGGACCUCCAUAACUACCCACCGGCCAACUCUUCACAGCAGAAAUUAUCCAACUGGUACAUGUUGAACAGGAAGGUGUUUGACAAGAUGAACUUCCAGUUGUCGGAGGACGUGAUCCGCAGCGUGGCGGGAUGCAAGCCGGGCGUCAUAGAGAAGGUGAUGUUGAUGGUGAGGACGAAGAUCGACCUUGCCAGACAUCAGAUCCACAAGAACAAGCAGAUGGGGGUGGGACCGGGCCGAAGUUCUGGACUCAGCAGUGACAAGCCAGAGGUUGACCAGAACAUGGCCAUGUUGCCACCAGCAGUCCGCCUCCCCAAGGCCAGGACAGGUCCCGGUGUGGCGGCCAAUGCAGGGCCGUACAAGGGGUCAAAGGGCAAAGGUUUCAUGGACAAUGAUGUCGUCCCUCGAAUCUUACUUGAGGAGAAGGAACAGGAAUGUUUAGCCAAAGAUGAAACGAUACAGAUACUGCAAGCCAAAGUACGCCGUCUGGAACAUCUGAUUCACCUGAAGGACAUCCGCAUCGACGACCUGCAGAGCAAAAUUGAGGCCACACGACCCACGGGGAGGAGAUGAGGUCGGCCCCAGCGGAGCAGAGCUGAUCACAGGUCCACCUGUCACAUGGGAGUGGGUGGGGAGGGGUUCGGGCGGGUAAGGGCAGGUGGUAGUAGGGGUCACAUGUUGAUAUUUAUAUCUGAUUUUAAAGAUUUUCUGUUGAUUAUACAUUUUAGUAUUAAAUUCUCACAUUGGUCACCUUGAUGAGUAAACUAGGGGAGCACCCUUUGUAGAUACACAUAUGUGUGCUUAUUACAUUUAUUUGCAUUAGGGACAGAGUUGUCUCCCCUGUGUUCCCUUGGGCACUCUCGGAGAUUUGAUCACUGUCCUUUACUCAAUAAAGACUAUUGUCUGAUGUUUUAUUUUUAUAUGACGGUGAUAUAGUAGGGACAGAGUGGUCUCCUCUAUCUUACUGAACAUUCAAAGAGAUUUGAUCUCUUAAAAUGUGAUAUAUUUGUUAUGGAUGAAAUGUAUAUCUUAGUCAUGUAAGGUUUGAGUUAUAUCAGAUAUGCAUUUAACUAGAAUGUUAGUAAUAUAUAUCUUGAAAAUAUGAAGGAUAUUCUUGAAUAGGUUUGUAUUUUUGCAAACCAUAUCAGAGAAUUUUCAGAAGACAACUGUGUUAUUUUGAAUGGGAAAUAAGACAAUGGUUAAGAUAUUGUUUUUGUCUUUAGACAUUCCAAAUCAUAGUAAAGAUAUAUCUAUAGAAACUUGUUGAUUUCCAUGGUAAAAUAUAUCAAUAUAUAUCAAUCAAUGUUGAUAGGAUUGUAAACAUAAAUUUGAAUUCACUUUGAUAAAACUGUACUUAUAUUUGAAAGUGUUGUUAAGAUGGUGUGUGGAAGUAUUUUUUAAGUAUUUUUGGAGAAUUUGCCAGUGUGUUGAACUGUUGCAUGCAUAGCAGGACUCGACAUUCGACACUUCCACUGACUUUGUAUUUUGAGCAGUGUAACCAAUCACAAAUGAUUGCUGAAUUUUGUAAACAUCUGAUUGGAUGGUGACCAAUCACAGACAGCCAAUCAAACACUCUCCCAGUGAACUGAGAAUACAUCUAACACUUGUAUACUGAACAUGUUUUUACGAAUUGACCCAGGAUCCACAAUGGCCCAGUAAAUGUUCUUGUUGACCUCACAUUUGCCUGCAUUUUGUCUGUCUUGAUGGUUCAUGUGCCUGUUUAUACUAGGUUAGAUCUGUUCUACCUACUUAAGUGUUUUACUAAACAAUAAUGAAAGGGUCAGUUCAUAUAAAAUAGAAAAAUGUUGACUUUUUGUGGAGACUUAAUGUGUAAAUAUCAAAUUAAAAUGCCAAAUAAAAUGUACAAUGUUUUAUUUAUAUUUUCAAUUUGAACUCAUAAUUGAGAAAGUUCUUAUAGGAUUAGAAAAAUAAUAAGUCUGGUUUGAUAUCUUGUGUUGACACAUCCCUCUGCACCACAUCUUCCCGAGGCAAGAGAGUUAACUGACUUUAAAAGUCCAGUUUCCACCCUUGCCGAACAAGGCUGGAAUUUCUGGGCUCAAUCGUAGCGCCACCAGUGGCUAUUACCAGUUAUGUCAUUU
Molecule: messenger RNA, 2448 nt
Organism: Haliotis rufescens (red abalone)
Lineage: Eukaryota; Metazoa; Mollusca; Gastropoda; Lepetellida; Haliotidae
Product: sperm flagellar protein 1-like
Exons: 6
Coding region: 182-922 (246 amino acids)
Biological process (GO): regulation of cytoskeleton organization
Cellular component (GO): axoneme
Molecular function (GO): microtubule binding
Source: RefSeq, a predicted model, not a curated record